This is a messenger RNA of Dicrocoelium dendriticum, 2705 nucleotides long. Lineage: Eukaryota; Metazoa; Platyhelminthes; Trematoda; Plagiorchiida; Dicrocoeliidae. The record is from the annotation of a GenBank genome assembly.
GCUCGAUCGAAUUACAGUGCACUUGCUUUCUUCCAAAUCGACUGGAUCAAUACCUACUCGCCACUAUCCCACCUACUCCGACAGACUAUCAGCAGGGUUUACGAUGCCAGUAGUGUCGACGAGAAAACCAGAGCAGACACAAGAAUUUCACCGUGAUAGCGAUUAUGACGGACAUUUGCCUCUCACACUGGGAUUGGGUUUGCUCGUGGGAACCGUGUCGUUCUUAUUUGUGGGUCUCCUGUUCAUAAUAUGCCAACGUUUACGAAAGUACCGAGGGAUGUUGACCGAAAACGAUGAUGGCUACACUGCUCUGGACGACAACGAGCAUAUACAGUUCGAUAAGGAGAAGCUUCAUUUAACCACUGUACCCGGAACCACUGGGGAAUCGAGUUCCAAGCCUGGUUAUGUUUCGACGGAUACUACGGCCCAGAAACGAGUGCUGUUUGAGGCUUUUUCAAUCGGAGACGAGGAUGAUCAACUUAGCGAUGUAGAGAAUAACAAGUUAGCUGUUAGACCAGUCAAGUCACACCAUGUUAAAGUCGAACCCAUCACCAUCAUGACAAGUGUCACCGUGGUUCCGCAACAAACUCCCGAGCUUCCUCCACCCCUUCCUACCGUCGAGGAUCAAAUGCACCGGGAAGCCGAACCUUUGGAUUCCAACACAUGCAAUGAAGGUCAACACAGGUCAUACGAGGAGAAUAAACUUGAACUGAACUUUCCAAAACAGGAAAUACGGCGCAUCAGUAGCACACCAAAUCUCAAAUACCUGGAAGCUACGGAGACAGCAUCAGCUUACCCGGCACUCCCAAAUGUACUGCCUGAACAGAUGAGUAAGAAGCAGAGUCCACCGCUGGACGAUACUGAGUUAUUUACCGGUGGAUGCACAGAGGAAGACCUCGAGAUGGUAAACGAAGACGGCACGUUGGUGGACAGCACGGAACACAGUGCUAUACAUGUGUCCGGAUCCGUUGGAGAUAUUGGCUCAAUAAGGCCACUGCUACCGAUCAGGCUUCCACCGUGGGCUCUCGCCACCGGAAAACCGGAGAGUGGCUUCUUGGUAUUCUCCUUGAGUAUCAACCAAAAACCGGGGUGUGAUUCGCCCCGGUUUUUGCUGGAUGUACGCGUGCUUGAAGCCAGAUGUGUGCUAAGUCGAAACGUGGAACCAAGAGCUGGAAAAUUCUAUGUGAAGGCAAGAAUCCAACCUGAUGGGUCGAAGGACACGUUUUCGAUAUAUUCGCUGGACCAACUCAAUCGGAAACCACGUUCCAUUUUCUCGGAUGGGUCACAUCAAUCGGUUUCCUUGGGGCGUAAGGGGACAAUAAGCGUAGGAAGUACCCCUGUCAGGCGAGCAUACCGAUCGCCAGUGUUUUGGCAUGCCAUCACUCUGGAGACGGCACUGCCCAAUUACAUGUUCAAUGAUGAAUCACAAAUGGUGGCACGUUUUGGGAAUUCGUUGUACACUGAGAAGUUAGAGACACAGAGACUAGAGCUGAAACUUGAUCUGAAGGAACGAAACGCACUCAAGUCGGAUGGAUUGUACGGAAGCAAUUCCAGUCUAUUGUUGCCGGCAUGGAAGCAAUCGCAACUUUUGGGUUCGGUACGUAUUCCUUUGGAUCAUAGGAUGUGGAAUUACUUUCUUCGGGCCAGUGAAGAUAUCCAAUGCAGUCCACUGCGCCGAUCGACGCUCAUCGACAGAAGCGAUGAAGAGCUGGCAAACGAUAGGACCGAACAGGAAAUCCAGACACGGAACAAACGGAGAGCACUAGCAGUCGAGCCACGGGUUUUACGAUUUGUUCGAAAACUGGAAGUGCCAUCUGAGGAUGCAAUCGACCGUGGAGAUUUAACUAUCGGACUGCAAUAUAACAACGAAAACGCCAAGCUGACACUCAACCCACUGAAGUGUUCUGCUAUCCACCUGCCUAAGGGGACAAGUGAGUGUGUAAACAAACUGCUUCGAUCUGGCGUAUUUUACCCAGAUAAAAAUGGGAAAAAGUAGAAUAUGUAAUCAAUAUAUGGGGUGCGUCAUGCAUAAUGCUUGUGUAAAAUCCCACUGGAAGCCGAUAGCAGAAGCGUAUACCCUAAACAACUGACCAACGAGCUCUGUAGCUAGACAGUACCACAACAAACAUUUGUUUGUAUGAUGCGUGCAUCUAGUGUUUGAUGGCGAUAGCUGCGACAUCACCCGAUGAUUCUUUCUACUCCUCACAGAGCACAUAUUUCUCCGGGCUACGCUGAUGACCAAUCGGAAGGUGUUGGCCACACAACACUCUCAACCAUCAGCCAGAUUGAGCAUGAACGCGGCGGAGUUCCUGCUCGGUGAGAGGAUGCAAUUCGCAAUAGAGGAGCAUUUGGACCAAGUGUGUCUCCUACUGUGUAUAUUUGCUCGUCUGGGGAAACGACUCGGAGAGACAGUCUCGCUGAUAGGUCGUUGUGUCACGGGACCGGAAGGGUUGGCCUAUGGCGAAGGACUCUCUCACUGGAAGGCAAUUAGUAACCAACGAGGAAUGGUCAAACGCACUCACGUCCUUUUUUGAACUCGCAGUUACAGUUGUUACUGAAACCGUUUGAUCAAAUAAAGCCUCCCAAGGGCGGCUUAUUGACAGUAACAGUGAACGAACAACUUACUGCGGUAAAUAAGAGUGCCUUCACAGAACAAAGCACGGGCGCAUAGUUCAACAGCGCUGGCGUGGCGGCAAUUACGACGC